UUGAUGAUCUAAAUGAAGAGAAACCUAGGAAUAAAGAGUUAUAUAAGGAUUCAGAUCUGAAUCGUGCUUUCCAAAUUGAUUUCAAGGACCAUGUCAAUUAUAUGUCAUUUUUAAAGAAUCGAUUAAGCAAAGUUUCCAAAUCUCCUGAAAAUUACUACAAUUACUUACCUGUUGUUCAAUCAUCAGGAUAUGGCAAAACAAGGUCUAUAUGUGAGCUUGCAAAAUCACACCCUUUAAUAUAUAUAUGUUUUCGUGAUAAAGGCUCAACUGGAUACCCCCCAGCAACACCAAAGAGUGAUAUUAUGCUAAAAGAAAUUAAAAAAGCAACAAAUAUAGCAAUUGCAGAAGAAAUGGCAAAGAUAUGGCUUAAAUCAAUGAUAUUUGUGUUUUAUGAGAUGAAAUUGGAGUCUUCAAAAUUAUUGACAAAUACUGAACUGGAAAACAAUUUCUGGAAGAAGGUUCAUUCAACAAAAGAGAUCUUAAAAUCAAAUUGGGAUGCUCAAAAAAUUGAUAAUAAAAUUACAAAAAAAAUAGCCAUUUUUUUUGAUGAAUCUUCUGCCCUUCUUGAUAAUCAAGAUAAUGAUAAUAAAUCUUUUCGAGCAAUUCGCCGAGCUUUAUAUUUCUUUUCAGAAUAUGCUUAUGGCAUUCUUACUGAUACAAAUUCUUCUGUUGCUAACCUUGCACCAUCAAAAAAUAAAGACAGUUCUGCAAGGGAAUAUGAUCGUAAUAUUCACAAACCAUUUAUUUACAUAGUAACACAGGAUUGCUUAAGUGAUAUAGACCAGAUUCCACAUGAUGAAGAUAUCUCAGCACAUGAUAUUAUUCAGUUUGGUAGGCCUCUUUGGGCAUCUAAUUGGGUAGCUAGUAAACACUCAGAUAAUCAAUUUAAAUUUCGUGAUGUAAUAAAUCUUGCAAAAGCCAAACUUCUUGGAAGUACCUCUAGCUGGAAUAUAGGUAAAUCUAAUAGUCAAUGGAAGAGGACUGUCACUCUUGCAUUAAUUGCAUGCACUGCUGCUUUAUAUGUCUCCCCAGCAUCAAGCAUUGCACCAGAACUUGUUAGGGCACACAUGGCUACUCUGAUUGCAAUUGACAAAGAUUACGAAAAUUAUAUUAUCACAUACCCUUCUGAACCUAUACUUUCAGAGGCUUCAUUAGAAUUAAUGUCAGAGGGAAAUAUUGGAAAGAAAUUAUUAUUGUUGAAUGCCUGGCAUCAUCUAGUCCUCUCAAAAAAGUCAAUUAACUCUAAGGUGACAUUUUCUUCUCGAUUUCCAGUUAUUGAUUUCCUUCAAGAACUUCUUGGUUAUGCAUUUCCAAAAGAAAAGUUUUCCCACUUCAAUGAUUUUAUGUUAGGAUUUACACAUUUCAUUCCAGUCACAUAUGUACCAGUUAAAGAAGAUCUUAUUUCAAUCUAUAAACGACGUGGUGCUGUGUUAUGUAAAAGAAAUCAAAAAGGCAUAGAUUUAAUUAUUCCAAUUAUGUGUAAUAAAAAUAUAAAAAUAGGAACAAUAUUAAUUCAG
Messenger RNA from Funneliformis caledonium, 1517 nucleotides. Lineage: Eukaryota; Fungi; Glomeromycota; Glomeromycetes; Glomerales; Glomeraceae. The record is from the annotation of a GenBank genome assembly.